UGCCCGCCCAGCGCCGGAAGCGGCGGCGCGCGGGGCGCCGUGGGAGCGGAGCCCGGCAAGAUGGCGGAGUCUGCAAACGUCACCCAUGAAGUCAUCAAUGCCACCCUCCACACUCUGCUGGCUGCUACCACCAAGCUGGUGGCACCUACGCCUCCCAAACCCAUCCUUCCCGUUCAGACUGGAGUCCAGGCACAGCAGGAGGAACAGUCUAGUGGCAUGACAAUCUUUUUUAGCCUUCUUGUUAUAGCUAUUUGCAUCAUAUUGGUGCAUUUACUGAUAGAAUACCGGCUUCAUUUUUUACCAGAGAGCGUGGCUGUUGUUUCCUUAGGUAUCCUUAUGGGAGCUUUUAUAAAAAUCAUAGAGGCUCAAAAGCUGGCCAACUGGAAGGAAGAAGAAAUGUUUCGUCCAAAUAUGUUUUUUCUGCUUUUGCUUCCACCUAUUAUAUUUGAAUCUGGAUAUUCACUGCACAAGGGUAAUUUUUUUCAGAACAUUGGUUCCAUCAUUCUGUUCUCAGUAUUUGGCACUGCAAUAUCAGCUUUCAUUGUAGGUGGAGGAAUCUAUUUCCUGGGCCGGGCUGAUGUAAUUUAUAAACUCAACAUGACAGACAGUUUUGCAUUCGGCUCUUUAAUAUCUGCAGUUGACCCCGUGGCUACAAUUGCCAUUUUCAAUGCCCUUAAUGUGGAUCCUGUGCUUAACAUGUUGGUUUUUGGAGAAAGUAUUCUCAACGAUGCAGUCUCAAUUGUCCUGACCAACACAGCAGAAGGUUUGACAAGGGAAAAUAUGUCAGAUGUAAGUGGAUGGCAAACCUUUCUACAGGCACUGGGAUACUUUCUCAAGAUGUUCUUUGGCUCUGCAGCACUUGGCACACUUACUGGUCUUAUUUCUGCAUUAGUACUAAAGCACAUUGAUUUAAGGAAGACCCCUUCCCUAGAAUUUGGGAUGAUGAUUAUCUUUGCUUACCUUCCUUAUGGACUUGCAGAAGGGAUCUCACUCUCAGGUAUCAUGGCAAUCCUGUUCUCUGGCAUCGUGAUGUCUCACUACACACACCACAACCUGUCCCCAGUGACACAGAUCCUGAUGCAGCAGACACUCAGAACUGUUGCUUUCAUGUGUGAAACGUGUGUUUUUGCAUUUCUUGGCCUGUCAAUUUUUAGUUUUCCUCACAAGUUUGAAAUGUCCUUUGUCAUCUGGUGCAUAGUGCUGGUUCUGUUUGGUAGAGCAGUGAAUAUUUUUCCACUUUCCUACCUACUCAACUUUUUCCGUGAUCAUAAAAUCACUCCCAAAAUGAUGUUUAUCAUGUGGUUUAGUGGGUUACGUGGUGCCAUUCCCUACGCCCUGAGCCUCCACCUGGGCCUGGAGCCCAUGGAGAAGCGGCAGCUGAUCGGCACCACCACCAUCAUCAUCGUGCUCUUCACCAUCCUGCUGCUGGGCGGGGGCACCAUGCCCCUCAUCAGGCUCGUGGACAUCGAGGACUCCAAGCCCCGCAAGAGGAACAAGAAGGAUGUCAAUCUCAGCAAGACAGAGAAGAUGGGAAACACAAUAGAAUCUGAGCAUUUAUCAGAGCUCACAGAGGAGGAGUAUGAAGCCCAGUACAUAAAACGGCAGAACCUCAAGGGGUUCAUGCGGCUCGAUGUCGAGUAUUUGAAUCCUUUCUUCACCAGAAGGCUCACACAAGAAGACCUGCACGAUGGACGCAUCCAGAUGAAGACCCUGACCAACAAGUGGUACGAGGAGGUUCGCCAGGGCCCCUCGGGCUCCGAGGACGACGAGCAGGAGCUGCUGCAGCAGAGCGGGGCCGGCGCGCGCUGAGCGGGGCACUCCCACCUACACACUGCCCCUGCUCCUCGCUUGGGUGACACCACAGCUCUGCUGUGACUGUCCAGGAAGGGAAACCCACCAAGGUCAGACGCUGCACGGGCUGAAGGAGGAACCUUUUGUUCAGAGUUGACUGCAUAGCAAAUUGCACGCAGCCCGUUGAAAAGCAGAACCGUCUGCCAUGAAGGGAUGACAUUGUGAAUGGGGAGGGCUCCUUCCCAUCCCCAAACCUGCUGUGACCACACACUGCAGUACAGGGCCCUUGUGUGGCUCUGCAGAACAGAGUAAAUUGCACUUUACCUUUUAUAUAUAUAUAUUAAUUCACAGCAUGAAGAGUUUUGACAGUUUAUACUGUGAAUUUGUUUCAGCACUAGUAAGGGAAUCUGACUGGAAGAAAUGUAUAAUUUAUGGAAUUUGCACAUUUUGAACCCAGAAAAGGUGCAUACCUUGACAAGAGCAGAUAUUGCACAUACAGGGAAUCACCUUUGAAAAUGUAGUUUUGUCACUUAAGAGAUUCUUGAUUUCUGUUUUAAGGGAUUUUUCGGUUUUAAUACUAAGGGGAUCUAAUCCACAGUACUGAUUAUAGCAUGGUUUUGGGGAAGUGGAGGCCUGUGACAGCACAGAGCUGUGUUUGAAAUUGUAGUUUCUUCUCUUUGGCUAAAGCCAGUUGCAGUUGGGUCUCUGUAAUUGGCAGUUGCUCCUUGCUGGCACUUUGGCUUCAAAUCUUAGCAAAGAGCAGCUUCUGUUUUGCCUAAUUUAUGAAGUGUCCCUAACACUCCAGAAUUCACUAGUGGAAUUUUUAAGCUUCAGUGGAAGCAAAAGCAGCAUUUACAUGAGGAAAAAGAGCCUACAAAAUCUAAUCCAGGUACAGAAGGAUUAAUAUUGCACGUGGCUGAAGCAGCCCCUGCUGGCAAGUGCCAAACAGCUCCCAUUAAGCUGUCCCAUUUUUCUCUUGUGCUUACACUGUUUCAGAAGCUGUGGUACCGCUGCAUUUGUUCUCCAUGGCCCAGUGUUUGCUCAGCGUUGCCAACACCUGAACGUGUUUGUUGCACAUUUGCCAUGGUGACACGUGCAGCAGUUUGCUCCCACUGCCAAAUUCCUCCUUGGCCAUUUGUAUAUCCUCUGCCAGGAUGUGAAUUACAGUUCAGCACCCAAAUCUGACCUGCACAUGCACAUUUGUUUCUGAAGAUGUGAGACUUAGUUUUGGUCUGGUUUUGCUACUGAGUUUUUUAAUCCGCUGCUUACCUACUGAGAGAAUAAAAGUUCAAGAAUGUA
Catharus ustulatus (Swainson's thrush) is the source of this 3090-nucleotide messenger RNA. RefSeq names its product solute carrier family 9 member A8 (gene SLC9A8). Gene Ontology annotation, molecular function: sodium:proton antiporter activity. The record is from RefSeq and is a predicted model, not a curated record. The transcript is spliced from 16 exons. Lineage: Eukaryota; Metazoa; Chordata; Aves; Passeriformes; Turdidae. Gene Ontology annotation, biological process: regulation of pH; proton transmembrane transport; sodium ion transport. The coding region runs from base 61 to 1809 and encodes 582 amino acids. Gene Ontology annotation, cellular component: membrane; Golgi apparatus.